This is a messenger RNA of Moneuplotes crassus, 4161 nucleotides long. The record is from the annotation of a GenBank genome assembly. Lineage: Eukaryota; Ciliophora; Spirotrichea; Euplotida; Euplotidae.
AUGAUCCACACAAGGUUGUCUAGAACAUCCAGCCCUACUUAUACCAUUUACUUGGCAUUAUCAACUCCCUUCAACAGAGGAAUAGAUAAUCUCGUCAGAGUUGAGUUUGAACUAUAUCCAGAGGAACUUCAGAGAGGGUCUGAAUCUUCUCCUCCUAACACCUCUUUUUCAGAGAAGAGUUCUUUCAGAAAGAAAACUGAAAACCCUUACUUUACAGUGAGAAUACCAAACACUGAACUUGCAGAAAUCAGAUGUCCUUCUCCAUGUCCAGACCCCUUCGCUGUGAAAUCAAUUCUGAUUUACUCUGAUGAAAGAAGAAAGUUGCAAAGAUGAGGCAGUGGAGCAAGAUAUUCACCGGAAGAAUGAGACGACGGCAAUCUUGAUAAUGGCGAUGGAUGAAGUAGCACUUGCGAAGUAGAGUCAGGGUAUGUAUGAACAGGAGGCUCUACUAGUUCCAGAGAUUAUUGAACGCGGAUAUGUGGCAAUGGUAGGAGAAAUUCUGGCGAAACAUGAGAUGAUGGAGAUAAAUACAGUGGAGAUGGGUGAAGUAGCUCAUGAACAGUAGAAACUGGAUACUCCUGCUCUGGAGGAUCGUCCUCUUCAGCUGAUACAUGAGCUCCAAUUUGUGGGGAUGGAAGAAGAGUUGGUUCAGAGCAGUGUGAUGAUGGAGACCUAUCCAAUGGAAAUGGAUGCUCUAGCACUUGAACAAGAGAAACAGGUUACACUUGAUCAGGAGGUUCAUCUUCUAAUAGUGACACUUGAACUUCAAUCUGUGGGGAUGGAAGAAGAGUUGGUUCAGAGCAAUGAGAUGACGGAGACUCGAGCAGUGGAAAUGGGUGAAGUUCAUCUUGUACAAUUGAAGCAGGAUUCUUAUGCAGUGGAGGCACUCCAACUUCUCUUGAUACAUGUAGUGAGGUAUGUGGGGAUGGCAAGAAAGUAGGCACAGAAGCUUGAGAUGAUGGAGAUUUGAUUGAUGGAAAUGGAUGCUCAAGCACUUGAACUAUAGAAACAGGCUACAGCUGCACUGGAGGAUCAAGUUCUGGAGCUGACACAUGAAACCCAAUCUGCGGAGAUGGGCUCAGAAUAGGGGUCGAACAAUGAGAUGAUAGUGGAACUGGCAAUAAUGAUGGUUGAGAUUCAUCUUGAAACGUUGAAACUGGAUACAGUUGCACUGGAGGAACUCCAACUUCAGCUGACACUUGCAAUGAAGUAUGUGGGGAUGGAAAGAGAGUAGGAACAGAGGCUUGAGAUGAUGGCGACCUUAAUGAUGGAAAUGGGUGUUCGAGCUCUUGUAUGAUUGAGACAGGCUACAGCUGCACAGGAGGAUCUGUGUCUCAAACUGAUAUAUGAACUCCCAUCUGCGGUGAUGGACUUAGAGUCGGAGCUGAGAAUUGAGACGACAGCGACACGAAUAAUAAUGACGGUUGAGACUCUACUUGUACCAUUGAGACUGGAUAUAGUUGUACUGGUGGAACUCCAGCUUCAGCAGAUACCUGUAGCGAGAUUUGCGGAGAUGGCAAGAAGGUAGGAACAGAAGCAUGUGACGAUGGAGAUCUGAAUAGCAAUGAUGGAUGCUCAAGUUCAUGAACAAUCGAAGUAGGAUAUGCUUGCACUGGAGGAUCAGUUUUGCAGGCUGAUACUUGAAAUCCUAUCUGAGGUGAUGGACUCAAGAUCGGAUCUGAACAGUGAGACGAUAAUGAUAUCAAUAAUGGCAAUGGAUGCAGUUCUUCAUGAGUCGUUGAGAUCGGUUAUGGCUGAGUAGGAGGAACCCCAACAUCUUCUGAUACUUGAUCUGAAAUUUGAGGAGAUGGAAAAAAAAUUGGAAACGAAGUUUGAGAUGAUGGCGAUUUGAAUAAUGGAAAUGGAUGCUCAAGCACAUGCAUUAUUGAAGCUGGGUAUAGUUGUACAGGAGGAUCAAUUUCUCAAACUGAUACUUGAACUCCUAUAUGAGGAGAUGGGCUUCGAAUUGGAAAUGAGCAAUGAGAUGAUAGUGGAACUAACAAUAAUGAUGGUUGAGAUUCAUCUUGAAAUGUUGAAACAGGAUAUAGUUGCACUGGGGGGACUCCAACUUCGGCUGACACUUGUUCAGAAAUCUGAGGCGAUGGAAAGAAAGUUGGAAACGAAGUUUGAGAUGAUGGUGAUCUGAAUAGCAAUGAUGGAUGCUCUAGUACUUGUACCAUCGAAACAGGAUAUACUUGCACUGGAGGAUCUGUGUCUCAAGCUGAUAUAUGAACUCCCAUUUGUGGUGAUGGGCUUAGAAUGGGAUCAGAACAAUGAGAUGAUAAUGACAUCAAUAAUGGCAAUGGAUGCAGUUCAUCUUGAAUAGUUGAGAUUGGGUAUAAUUGAAGUGGAGGAUCCCCCAUAUCUCAAGAUACCUGAUUAGUUGUUUGAGGAGAUGGCAUCAAGCUACCCAUUGAAGUAUGUGAUGAUGGCAACACCAAUUCAAAUGAUGGCUGAGACUCCACCUGCUCCUUCAUUGAAGAUGAUUACACUUGAGCUGGAGGUUCUUUGACAUCCUCUGACAUUUGAGAAGUCAUCUGUGGAAACGGAAUGCUACUCUCUGAUACCGACCCAGUCAAGUUUUGAGAUGACGGAAACAUAAACAGCGGAGACGGUUGUAGUGACAACUGCGAAGUUGAGUCUGGUUGGGUGUGUACUGGAGGAAACAUGAGCACUUCUUCAACAUGCAAUCUGUGAGAACUGGAGUUCUGCACUAAAUAUGAGGAUCAAGAUCAUACAAAAUGUGCAGAAUGAGACAAAGGAUAUAAACUUGAUGCAAAUAUGCUUUGAAUCAAAUCAUCAGAAGUGGUAAUGUCAGCAUCUGCUCAAGCAACCGCUUCUUCUUCAAAGAUGGCUGCAGGUGCUGGAGGUUUUGCAGCAGUUAUCUCAUCGGUGCUUCAAUUCAGCUCCCCAAUAGGCAUAUGGUCAAUGGUGCAUCAACUCCAGAUCAUGAGCUUGAUCACAUUAACCAAAGUCUAUAUACCGGAUGACCCAAAAGGAAUGCUUCUUGGUAAAGGCGCUUGAUUCCCAUUUUCUAUCUCAUCGAUUAGUACAUAUAAGUUACCAGGAAUCAAUGUGUUUUCUGAAUCAAUAAAUUUUGAUCAAAGCAGUAUAGAGCUGGAAGCUGUAGGACUAGAUUCAGGUAGCUCAAUAAUCAACAAUCUCACAUUGAUGAUAACACUAUUAAUCUUUAUGAUUAUCCAUCCUUUUAUCUUCCUGAUUCCCAAAUGUAAACCAGACAAUGAUGAUCAAAAAUGAAGGCUAAGAAUCAAUAAAUUUGUGAUGUGGCUUCGCGAAUUCUUCACUUUUUCAAUUUAUAUCAGAACUAUUUUUGAGACAUAUCAGUACAUCCUCCUUGCAAGCUUUGCUACAUUUAUGAAAGGAGAGAUAAAUUCAACAAUCUCUAAAAUAUCUCUCUGCUUUUCAAUUAUAGCAGUAUUCCUUGCUUGCUGAUUCCUUCAACUUUCUCUAUAUGUAAGCUAUAUCUCUAUAAGCCCUGAUUUCAGUGACCCCAGAAAAGCAAAAGAGUUCUUAGUGGGGAUUCGCAAUCAUAACUUAUGCAAGAUGUAUUCCUUCUUUGCUUUACUGAGAAGAAGUCUGUUCUGUGGCUGGCUGAUAUUUUUCGUAUUUUUGGGACCUCAAGCCUUGAUAUUAGUGUUUACUUUAAUCCACUUGCCAUACCUAGCCUUUAUUCUGAUUUUCCGGCCUUUUAAAGAGCCAUCUAAUAACAUUUUCGAAUGUGUGAAUGAAAUUUUCCUUACCACACUUGCGGUAUGGCUAUGCUUUAUUAACAAAGAAUCAGAUUGGAACACUACUCUUUCAAAAGUGAUGGUAAACAUAAUCUUCGGCAACAUAAUUUGUCUGUCUAUCCUAGCUACUAGUAAGCCCUGGCUGAUAAAUGUAGUUGCCUGAAUUGUUACAGUUUCUAAGUUGCUAAAAAGAAAGUGCUAUUCCAAGAAGACAACCCCAAAGAACAAUCAAAGGCCAGUUCAGAUGCAGAUGAAAGCUCAUGUCUCACAAGAAGGCCCUUCCCAUAACGGCUCUUCUUCCCAUAGCGGAAUGUCACAUCAUAAUUUAGGUGAUUUCGAAAAUCAUGGCACUCAUGAAAACAAGCACAAGUUUUUCAAAGGAGUGAAGAGAAUAAUUGAUUUUAAUGACUAA